Molecule: messenger RNA, 192 nt
Organism: Penicillium canariense
Lineage: Eukaryota; Fungi; Ascomycota; Eurotiomycetes; Eurotiales; Aspergillaceae
Exons: 1
Coding region: 1-192 (63 amino acids)
Source: RefSeq, a predicted model, not a curated record
AUGUCGGCUCGACGCAGGGAAUCGGUUCUUGCAAGGCAGCACGAAGGACAAGAAGGCGGCCUGCGCGAGGUAACUUGGCGACGCAACGCGCUUCCGCGGCGCAAGAGCACGCGCCGGAGGGAAAAUAUCCUCCGAGAUGUCAACGAGAUGGGAAAUGAAACUCGCUGGGUAGCGCGAGAGCGGCGCGACUAA